This is a messenger RNA of Lactuca sativa (garden lettuce), 1758 nucleotides long. RefSeq lists its product as uncharacterized. The record is from RefSeq and is a predicted model, not a curated record. NCBI's taxonomy places the organism in Eukaryota, Viridiplantae, Streptophyta, Magnoliopsida, Asterales, Asteraceae.
AUGAAUGAAAAAGAUUGGAGGAUGAUUGAUGCUUCAAGUGGUGGUGACAUCUUCAACAAAACCCUUCACGAGAUCCGAUUACUUUUUGGUACCAUUUCUCAAAAUCAAAGGAAUUUUGGGACUCGAAAUGACAUGAAGAGAAAUUCUACACAAGUGGUUGGUGAAGUUAGCAACACUCAACAUUUGGAAUCAAAGCUCUUGGAUUUGACUAAUGUGUUAAGUCAAAUGGUGGUGGGGAGUGGUCAACAAUUGAUGGUAUGUGGUAUUUGUGCAAUGACGGGCCAUUAUACGGAUAAGUGUCCCACACUUGGAAGUGAACCGGAAGAUGUAAAUGCAAUGGGCGGAUAUCAAAGUCAACCAAGACCCAUGGGAUUUCAAAAUAAUUUCAACCCAAAUUGGAGGAAUAACCAAAACAACCCUUAUCCACCAAAGCAAAAUCCACCAAAUAUUUUGAUGAGACCCCAACAUCCACAAUACCAAUCCCAAAAACCUCCAUAUCCACAAAAUUCUGAUAACCCUCCAAAUUACCAACAACCUCCACAACAAGGCCAAUCAAGUGGUACCCAUCAAAUGAGCCUUCAAGAACUUGUCACUUCUCUUGAUCAAAGCCAAACCCAAUUUCAACAAGAAACCAAGAAUACUUUCUCCAACAUUCAAGUACAAAUUGGAGACUUGGCAACCGCUCUCAACAAGAUAGAACAAAGGGGUAGACUUACAUCUCAACCCGAGAAGAACCCCAAUGUUGAAGCUACUCCAAAGGAACCGGUUGUACCAAACGUUGAUCAACCCGACUCUUCCAACAAACCCAUCAAACCAUUGGUCAUACCACCUCCCUUCCCUUCCCGGUUAGCCUUUUCCAAGAAGAUAGAGGAAGAAAAUGAAUUAUUUGAAACUUUUCGCAAGGUCCAAAUCAACAUUCCACUAUUGAAUGUUAUUAAGCAAAUUCCAAGUUAUGCAAAAUUCCUCAAGGAUUUAUGCACCAAGAAGAGAAAAUUCAAGGCAAAUGAAAAGAUUCAAGUCAAUGCAAAUGUGUCUGCGGUUAUCCAAAAGAAGUUACCUCCUAAAUGCAAGGAUCCGGGAAUAUUUGCUAUCCCUUGUACCAUUGGUGAUUUGCAUGUCGAAAGUGCUAUGUUAGAUCUUGGAGCCUCGAUCAAUGUGAUGCCAUAUUCGGUUUUUCAAUCUCUCAGUGUUGGAACUUUGGAAGAAACGGGAGUCAUCAUUCAAUUAGCAGACAAGUCAAGUGUGUCUCCAAGAGGAAUGUUGGAGGAUGUGUUAGUACAAGUUAAUCAACUUGUUUUUCCGGUGGAUUUUUAUGUCAUUGAUCUUGAAGAGAAGACUCCUUCCAAAUCAUCUAUGAUCCUCCUUGGAAGACCUUUCAUGCAUACUGCUCACACAAUCAUUGAUGUCCAUAAAGGAAAGAUAACUAUGGAGUUUGAUGGAGAAACCAUUCACUUCAACAUCUUUGAAGGAAUGAGGUACCCUAGCAACAUUUCUCCAUUGUAUCGGGUUGAUGCGAUUGAGCCAAUAAACAUGAUAAGCCCUAAUGUAUGCACAGACAAGAUAAUCAUGGAAGAUGAUUAUAAUCCUAAGAGGGAACCUCAAAGAAGAUUGGAUCCUCCAAUGAUGGAAGUGGUCAAGAAGAAGAUAAUUAAAAGGUUCAAAAGGUGCAAAGAGAAGAAAAAGGCAUUUCAUGACAAGCACAUAACCCAAAACAUUUUAUUCCGGGUCGAAAAGUUCUUCUUUAUCAUUCGCGGUUAA